AUGGCCGAGCUCGUCCCAUCGGAAACUUCCGUCUCUGACGAAGAAGAGCUGGACCCCGGGGAAGAAAGCGAGCCCGAGUUCAAGGACGACCUCGAGAUCACCAUUGAUGAGAGCAACCGCGAGAGGUGGCCCGAUAUCGUCCUGCAGGCGCGGCGGCACAUGCGGUGCCACCCCUACCACUGGCAGAGGCAUCGUCGUCCAGGGAUAGCCUGUUAUCUGAGGGAGUCCUCGAGCUCGUCAGAAGAGUCAGACGAAGACAACAACAACAACAUCAAUGCACACCCUUCCACCCCCGCCGAGCCGGCGCGGCCUAGGUUGCACCUCUUCACCCGCCUCCCCAAAGAGCUGAGGGACCACAUCUUCCUCAUGACGGUCGACCCCGUCACCGUCGAGGGCGACGUCAGGAUCGAUCUCGAGUGGCGCCGCGGCCCACAAGCCCAUUUCCGACAACACCUCAUCAGGAGUUUCGCCGCCAUCCCCCUCUACGCCGUCAGCCGCGAGACAAGAGCCCUCGCGAUGGCCUCGUUCGGCGCGCCAGACCCGCGGACCUUCCCCCUCAGCCCCGCACGGGACGCCGUCGAGCUCGUCUGGGACGGGUCCAUGUCUGCCAAAACGUGGCGGACGACGGGCGACGACCACAGGGAAGCCGGGCCCGUGGUCUCGGCCGCGAGGAGGGGGUGCCCGAGCAGGGAGUGGGCGAUGCCGCGGUCGCUCUGCGAGCGUGUGAGGCGUGUCGUCGUCGACGGGCGCCACGCGAGGUUCGACGAUGGGGGAAAAGGUCCGUGGGGCCUUGUGUUCGGGCUCGUGAGGGAUUGCUUUACCGAGGUCGGCGUGUUGAGACUGAGAAUGUGGGAUCUGGACGACGAGGGGUUCGAGGGGACUCGUGGGGCGGGGCCGGAGGCGCUGUAUCGCGUCGACCAGAUGGACUUUUUCGACCGGUUGGAGGAGGCGUCUGGGAACGGGCGGACGGUCCCGUUCCCCAUGCUGAGGAUGUUGAGGGUCGUGCCGGAGCUGGACUUUCGACGGAAGAGGAGGAGGCUGUUUCGAAAGGUCAGGGGGUCUCAUUUCUUGGUCGCCAGAGACGACGAGACCCCAACGGCUGGACCUUGA
Molecule: messenger RNA, 1110 nt
Organism: Colletotrichum destructivum
Lineage: Eukaryota; Fungi; Ascomycota; Sordariomycetes; Glomerellales; Glomerellaceae
Product: Putative 2EXR domain-containing protein
Exons: 1
Coding region: 1-1110 (369 amino acids)
Source: RefSeq, a predicted model, not a curated record